This is a messenger RNA of Nycticebus coucang (slow loris), 843 nucleotides long. It is a transcript of the gene LRRC18, whose product is annotated as leucine rich repeat containing 18. NCBI's taxonomy places the organism in Eukaryota, Metazoa, Chordata, Mammalia, Primates, Lorisidae. The transcript has a single exon. The coding region runs from base 76 to 843 and encodes 255 amino acids. The record is from RefSeq and is a predicted model, not a curated record. Gene Ontology annotation, molecular function: protein binding.
UGUGACUUUUUCCUCACACCAGUCAUCAUCUAAUCAGAACAACACACCUCAAACAAACCCCCUUACUAAAAGAACAUGGCAAAGGGAGCCAAAGCCCCCAAGGGCAAGAAGAUCACCCUCAAUGUGGCCAGGAACUGCAUCAAAGUCACGUUCGAUGGGAGAAAACGCCUUGAUUUGAGCAAGAUGGGGAUCACCACCUUCCCGAAAUGUAUUCUGCGACUCACUGAUGUGGACGAGCUCGACCUCAGCCGGAACAUGAUCAGGAAGAUCCCUGACUCCAUCUCCAAGUUCCAGAACCUUCGCUGGCUUGAUCUGCACAGCAACUACAUUGAUAAGCUGCCCGAGUCCAUUGGCGAGAUGACCAGCCUGCUCUUCCUCAAUGUCAGCAACAAUAGGCUGACAACCAAUGGGCUGCCUGUGGAACUAAACCAGCUCAAGAACAUUCGCACUGUGAAUUUGGGCUUGAACCAUCUGGACAGCGUCCCCACCACGCUGGGUGCCCUGAAGGAGCUGCAUGAAGUGGGGCUCCAUGACAACCUGCUCAGUAGCAUCCCCGCCAGCAUCGCCAAGCUCCCCAAGUUAAAAAAGCUCAACAUGAAGCGAAACCCCUUUCCAAAGCCAACUGAAUCAGAAGCCUUCAUAGAUUCUAUCAAAAGGCUGGACAACCUGUAUCUGGUAGAGGAGAAGGAUAUGUGUUCAUCCUGUCUGAAAAAAUGCCAAUAUACCCGGGAUAAGCUGAAUAAGAUCAAGAGCACAGCUACAGCAGCACCGAAAAAGGCCAUCUUUACCAAUCUGGUGUCUCCCAACUCCAUGGCCAAGGAAUCCCAGGAAGAGUGGAGGUGA